Messenger RNA from Aricia agestis (brown argus), 1405 nucleotides. Its product is annotated as PIN2/TERF1-interacting telomerase inhibitor 1. Gene Ontology annotation, cellular component: nucleolus. Lineage: Eukaryota; Metazoa; Arthropoda; Insecta; Lepidoptera; Lycaenidae. Gene Ontology annotation, molecular function: nucleic acid binding; telomerase inhibitor activity. The record is from RefSeq and is a predicted model, not a curated record. The coding region runs from base 127 to 1179 and encodes 350 amino acids. Gene Ontology annotation, biological process: regulation of ribosome biogenesis. The transcript has 2 exons.
CAUAUUGUUUUGUCAAACGAAACUUGCACGUGUUUUUAAAAGUUUAUAAAAUUUAUCGAUUUCGUGUUCAAAAUUUUUAGUUUUUGUAAUUAGUUGUGUUUAUUGUGUUUAUUUAAAUAAAUCAAAAUGUCCAUGCUUGCGGCUCCACGCCGCAAACAAAAAGUUAUUAACCUACGAGCGAAGAAUAACGAGUGGAGCAAUGAUAAAAAUAAAUUUGGACAGCGAAUGCUGGAGAAGAUGGGUUGGAGCGAAGGUAAAGGCUUGGGGGCGAACGAAAAUGGAAUUGUUGAACAUGUUAUAGCGAGGUAUAAAAAUGACGAGAAGGGUUUGGGUUAUGUGGACAGAAAUGACCAAUGGACGAAACAUGAAGAUGAUUUUAACGCACUCUUAGCAAACCUAUCUAAUAGCAGUGAUCAGAACCUGUCACAGGAAGUUAUUCACAGUGGAAAAUCUUUAGAAAGUAAAUCAAAGAAGAGUAAAGCCAGAAUACACUACCACAAGUUUACUAGAGGCAAAGAUUUAGCCAGAUACAGUGAGAAAGACUUAGCAAAUAUCUUCGGAAAGAAAACUUUAAAACCCAAUGAAAAUGUGGAACCAGCUAACGAGGAAAAUAAGGAAGAAAAGGUGUUUACCGAGAAAGGUAGUAUGUAUGAUUAUUUUAAAAAUAAAAUGGCCAACAUAAGUAAUUCAGGAAGUAAGUUAUCUAAGAAUAAUAAAGAUGACGAAGAAAUAAUGGAUCACUGCUUCCAAGGAUUUUCCAAUUCAAAUUCAAGCCCACAAGAUUCUGACGAAAAAGAAUCUCAAAGCUCAAAUAAACAUGCUGUUUUCUCCUUUUAUCCUCAAAUUAAUGUUUCUGUAAAUCAAAAUGAUGCUUCAUCAAACGGCCACUUAGAAGAAUCACAAAACAGCAAAAAGAAAAAGAAGUCAAAACAAAAGGCUAUCACAGAAGCACCUAGUGAUCAAGAGUUACCAGAGGGGAAUGAUUCAAAUAAGAAGAAAAAGAAAAAAUCUAAGAAAAGAAGUCAAGAAGAGUUUGUUGAACAGGAAGAAGAGCAAAUCGUUAAAAAGAAAAAGAAGAAAGAAAAAGCACCUGAAGAACCUGUGCUAGAGCAUGCUGAUGAGCCUACAGAAGUCACACAUAAAAAAAAGAAAAAGAAAAAUAAAAAAAAUGAUUUAUAAACAAAAAGUUUUAAAUAUACCUAAUAGGGAUGAGGGUUUUUAAUAUUCCAUUUGCCACCCGGUGUCACCAUGUAGCCUUAGGGUCUAUCGUGUCAAAUAGGCAUAUAAUCGUGACACAUAACAGCAGUUUGACACGAUAGAUAGACCCUAAGGCUAUAUAGCGGUACCUGGUGGCAAUUGAAAUAUCAAUAAAAUCGGCCAAGUGCGAGUCGGACUUGCGCAUGAA